This is a messenger RNA of Quercus robur (English oak), 543 nucleotides long. RefSeq lists its product as uncharacterized. The record is from RefSeq and is a predicted model, not a curated record. Gene Ontology annotation, molecular function: enzyme inhibitor activity. The transcript has a single exon. The coding region runs from base 1 to 543 and encodes 180 amino acids. NCBI's taxonomy places the organism in Eukaryota, Viridiplantae, Streptophyta, Magnoliopsida, Fagales, Fagaceae.
AUGGCCUCUCCAAUUAGUUGCCUAUCAAUCUUGAUAAUCCCUCUACUAGUCACCUCGCUCUUCUAUGAUGUUUCUAAUGCAGAUCAAGCCCUUGUUGAAAAGGUUUGCAAAAAGUCCAUGGACUAUAAUUUUUGCCGGCAAACUCUACUUUCAGACCCUGAGGGUCUUACAAAUGUUCUAUAUAAGCUAGGACUCGUUUCUACUGAUGUGAGCUUGAAUAUAAUAUCAGAUGUAAUUUCUGGUGAAAUCCCAAAUGCUCUUGCAGGAGUCACAGACAUAUUCGUGAGGACACGAGUUAAGGAGUGCCAAACCGAUAUAGAUGAUCUAUACACAGAAAUGAAACUUGCAUAUAAUGCUGCAGGUACACAAUCCUAUGCGGAAGAGACAACUCAUCUUACAUCCGCACAACAGAAAAUUACAGUAUGUGAUAAACGAUUUGAGAGCCUCCCGACACAUCAAUCACCAAUAUCAAGUAGCACUUCCAAAAUAACAAAGCUAAUCAAUAUUUCUUCUGUUAUAGUCUCUAUGAUAACGUCAUCUUAA